Molecule: messenger RNA, 2134 nt
Organism: Lindgomyces ingoldianus
Lineage: Eukaryota; Fungi; Ascomycota; Dothideomycetes; Pleosporales; Lindgomycetaceae
Product: siderophore iron transporter 1
Exons: 7
Coding region: 1-1959 (652 amino acids)
Biological process (GO): transmembrane transport; intracellular iron ion homeostasis
Cellular component (GO): vacuolar membrane; endosome
Molecular function (GO): siderophore-iron transmembrane transporter activity
Source: RefSeq, a predicted model, not a curated record
AUGGCGACCACACUUUCCGGCUACAGCAAGAAUAGCAGGAAGGACACUCCAAGUACUCGCGAAUUAGAAGCUGCGGGCCACCGCGUUCUUCUUAUUGGCGAGACAAGCCCUGGAGUCAGGCGCAUCGAGAUGAUCUCGUCAGAGAUCACCAACCUGGAUCGCGUCUUUCUCUUCAUUGGAGUUUUCAUCCUCGCAUUCGCCUACUCCUUGGAUGGAUCUCUCCGCGUCAUCACUUAUCAGCCGGAAGCGACCGCCGCCUUUGGUGAACACUCUUAUUUGGCUGCCAUCAACACGGUUGUAGCCGUCGUUGGUGCUGCCGCUCAGCCUGCGUGUGCAAAAGUCUCUGACAUCAUUGGUCGCCUUGAGCUCGUCCUAGUUUCAGUUGUUCUCUAUGUCCUCGGUACGAUCAUUCAGGGUACGGCACACUGUGUCCAAGUGUACGGCAUCGGCGCAAUCCUGUACAACCUGGGAUACAUUGCCAUCGUACUGCUCGUUGAAGUCAUCGUUGCAGACGUUACUUCACUUCGAUCACGUGUUUUCUUCGCCUACGUCCCUGCUCUACCGUUCCUACUCAAUGCGUUUCUGAGCGGAAAUGUUGCCAUGGCGGUCUUGGACGUUACGACCUGGCGAUGGGGAAUCGGCAUGUGGGCCAUCGUCUACCCCGUUUGUGCAUUGCCACUCGUUCUAGCUCUAUUCGUCGCCCAACACCGCGCAAAGAAACGAGCUAAUCUGGUGGACCACCCUUCCCCAUUCCAGCUACUCCGUUAUCGUAACCUUAGCUUUGCGCUCUUCUGGCAACUGGAUGUUGCAGGAAUGGUCUUUCUGGUGGCCGCUUUGACGCUUACGCUUACCCCUCUCACCCUUGCUGAAGGCGACUCUAAAAAAUGGGCCAGCACGGCUACAGUCCUCCCUCUUGUCCUCGGCGUGUUGUUCAUUCCAACAUUCGUUUUCUGGGAACGAGUUGCCCCGCAUCCGAUGAUUCCAUUCAAGGGAACUUACUGCGUUAUACAGCUUUUGAGGGACAGCUCUGUUUGGGGAGCGCUCGGCAUCGCCGUAACGUUCAACAUGGCGUUCAAUUGUCAGGCCGAUUUCCUCUACACAGUAUUGCGCGUUAGCUUUGACCAAACAGAUUUGUCCGCCACCCGCAUUGCAAAUCUCUACAGCUUCGCUUCGGUCAUCACUGGGCCCUUUGUUGGUCUCGCGGUCUACAAAGUUCGCCAUCUCAAACCCUUCGUCAUGGCUGGGACCUUCCUCUACUUCGGCGCCUUCAUCCUUCUAAUCGUAUACCGCGGUGGCAAUGAGAACAGGACUGUGAAUGGCGUCAUCGGCGCGCAACUCCUUCUUGGAGUCGCGGGAGGUUUAUUUCCGUAUCCAACAUUGGCGUCGAUCCAAGCUGCGACGAACCAUAAUCACUUGGCCAUCAUUACUGGUCUAUACCUCGCCAUGUACCGGAUCGGCGGUGCGCUUGGUAAUUGCAUCUCUGGUACAAUAUGGACGAACGUCUUGUACAACGCUCUCCAAGGACAUAUCGAGAGUGAAGUAGACGCCCAGUCUGCUUACGCUUCACCCUUGAGUUUCAUCCAUGACCAUAACAUGUCACAUCCGGCCCGCCAGGGCAUGGUCGUAGCAUACAAGAAUAUGCAACGAAUUCUCUGCAUCGUGGGCCUCAUCAUCUGUGUCCCGCUGGUUGGAUUUACCUACGUUCUUAAGAACCCGAGACUCGGCCAGGAGCAGAGCCUUCCAACCGCUGAAGUCGACGAGUCUCACACUAACAUUCCCGAGAACAAUGGCCUUGGACACACUAUCGACGGACAUUCAGCAUACGAGCUUCGUUCACUGCACAGUGAUUCGAACACGCUUCGCAGCCACUCUAACAUUGGGCACAGCCAAUCUGACAUAGUGCGAAGCGAGGAUGAUACCCGCCCAAUUUCUAGAAGCACGAAAUACGGCUAUGCGUAAACAGCACGCUGUAUCUCACUUCAAGGUACGUGGUUUUACAUCACAUUUUCCCAACUUGCCAGUUUGCCUACCCGCCUUCCCCUGUCUUUGUGCUGUCACUUUUCGAGAGACGGAUGGUGGAAUACGAAAUGGUGGAUCUUUUCAGAGGUGCUGGAUUUUAAGGUUAGGGAACAAG